This is a messenger RNA of Vigna angularis (adzuki bean), 1415 nucleotides long. RefSeq names its product chaperone protein dnaJ 10. The transcript is spliced from 10 exons. NCBI's taxonomy places the organism in Eukaryota, Viridiplantae, Streptophyta, Magnoliopsida, Fabales, Fabaceae. The record is from RefSeq and is a predicted model, not a curated record. Bases 175 to 1197 code for a protein of 340 amino acids.
CCCUUCAAAACGUCACCGUUUCUUCUGCCAGAGAUCCACCUGAAAUGUGAGGUUUCUUCUGAUUGUUACCCCCCCUCUCUCUCUCUCUCUCUCUCUCUCUCUCUCUUUCAAGCUCGAAACUUCUUCCAUUUUUACUUUCUGGACGCGUUAAUUGUUAUUUGAAAGUAACAAGCAAUGGUGAAGGACACAGCGUACUAUGACAUAUUAGGUGUGAACGUUGAUGCAUCUGCUGCAGAUAUCAAGAAGGCUUAUUAUGUCAAGGCAAGAAUUGUUCACCCUGAUAAGAAUCCAGGGGAUCCUCAGGCCGCAGAAAAUUUUCAGAAACUUGGUGAGGCUUACCAGGUUUUAAGUGACCCCGUGAAGCGUGAAGCAUAUGAUAAAAAUGGAAAAGAGGGAGUAGUACAAGAUAACAUGAUGGACCCUACCGCUGUAUUUGGAAUGAUUUUCGGAAGUGAAGUUUUUGAAGAAUAUAUUGGGAAACUUGCACUGGCUUCUUUAGCAUCUAUAGAAAUUGAUGAAGACAUACAGGACCCUGAAGCUCAGAGGCAAAAAAUUCAAGAAAAGAUGAAAGCAUGGCAGAAGGAAAGAGAGCAGAAGCUUUCAGCAAUUCUGAUAGACCGGCUGCAACUAUCGGUUGUUGGUCAAGAAGAGGAAUUUACUGCAUGGGCAAAGUCAGAAGCUCGUACCCUUUCUAAAGCCGCUUUUGGUGAGGCCAUGCUACAUACAAUUGGUUACAUCUACACACGAAAAUCUGCAAGAGAACUUGGCAAGGAUUUACGGUACAUGAAUGUUCCCUUUUUGGCUGAGUGGGUUCGAGAUAAAGGACACCGUAUUAAGUCACAAGUAACAGCAGCCUCAGGAGCUGUGUCCCUAAUUCAAAUACAAGAAGAGCUCAAGAAACUAAACCAAGGAGAAAACAAGGAAGAAAACAUAAUCAAAGCUAUUGAAGAUAAGAAGGAUGCCAUGGUUAAUUCUCUAUGGCAGAUCAAUGUGAUUGAUAUUGAAUCAACUCUGUCACAUGUUUGCCAAGCAGUUCUUAAAGAUCCUAGUGCCUCCAAAGAUGUUCUGAAGGCUCGGGCCAAAGCAUUGAAAAAGUUAGGAAGCAUCUUUCAAGGUGCUAAGGCUCCUUAUAGCAGAGAAAACAGCCUACGCAAAGAAAAUGGCAAAGUAGUAGAUGCUCCUUCCUCCUCGUCGUAGUCAUCUUGUUCAGUUUAUUUGAUAUGGUUAUGUGCUGAGUAGUAUUCUACUAUUCUUGUGGCCUUCUGGUUCUCUGGAUUUUGAACACUGUUUGAUGCAGUGCUUCAUUGCUGUUGAUAGUCAUGCUAUGUAAUAUUGCUUGAACUCAUGGAUUGGACUAACCUGCCAUAAUUACACACUUGUAUUUAAUAAUUAUCUUCUAGUGAUUAUUGAUUUCA